UUAUCAAAAAAAUAAAAAAUGAAAAAUUCAUUCUGAACAUUUGAACGUCGUUUUUAGCUCUCGUUUAUUUUCAUUUUCCAAUAUUUUAUUAAUUAUUUAUCUCUUCAAUACGCCUAUUUGGAUACUGCUUCUCGUAUAAUGAAUCCUACCAGAGCUUUACCUCAAAGCAAAGAAGCUUUACUGAAGUCUUAUAAUAGUCGACUUAAAGGUGACGUGAAAUCGAUGCUAGAUAAUUUUGAAGAUAUCGUGAAGCUUUGUAAAACAGAACACGACAUACAAAUCUCUCGUAUGAUACAGUGUGAGCUUGAUGCUUACGAAAUGCAAGUUCGAUCAGCUAAUAUGGUCAGAGCAGCCGAAUCUCUCUUGAAAUUAGUAUCCGAUAUAAAGCAGUAUUUGAUUCUGAACGACUUUCCUUCGGUUAACGAGGCCAUCAUGCAAAACUCGAAGGUGUUUCGUGCCAAACAAGGUGAAUGUGAUCAAAAGCUAAUGAAUCUGAGAGACGAUAUGGCUGCCGAUGUUCAUGAUUUGGAAGAAGAUUAUUAUACUUCGAAUUAUAAGUGUUGAGAAAAUUUAGGACGUAUUUCAUCGAAGUGCUUUUCGCCAAACAGCUGAGCUGAGUCAAUCGGUACAUGAAACAACAAACAUGAAAGAAAUGUUCGAGGAAUAUCAAUGUAUACUUUGCUAAUUUAUAUUCUCCAUUGUUCGUAAUGAUUCGUAAACAAUAUUGAAAACACCUAUACUCUGUCCACUGUCCAGUAUGCAAUUUUAUGGGUCAUUCUUAUCAGUGUUUGAUUUAUUUGGUAAUUGAAUUUUGUUACUUGUCUUCUUUUAUUUUUCAAAUUAUAUUUUAAUCUGUA
Messenger RNA from Planococcus citri (citrus mealybug), 857 nucleotides. Its product is annotated as mediator of RNA polymerase II transcription subunit 22-like. Gene Ontology annotation, molecular function: transcription coregulator activity. Gene Ontology annotation, cellular component: mediator complex. The transcript is spliced from 2 exons. The record is from RefSeq and is a predicted model, not a curated record. Gene Ontology annotation, biological process: regulation of transcription by RNA polymerase II. Lineage: Eukaryota; Metazoa; Arthropoda; Insecta; Hemiptera; Pseudococcidae. Bases 139 to 564 code for a protein of 141 amino acids.